Molecule: messenger RNA, 519 nt
Organism: Arabis nemorensis
Lineage: Eukaryota; Viridiplantae; Streptophyta; Magnoliopsida; Brassicales; Brassicaceae
Source: the annotation of a GenBank genome assembly
AUGAACGAGAAAAGCGUGGGAGACAUCAUAGAAAAAUCAGAAUCCGCACAAGUACUUGAGCUUAAAACGAUGGUUGAUCGACUUCUCAAAAUUCAACAAAGUGGUGUGCAUCUACGUGAGAACGUGAUAAGGGCCGAUGCUAAGGUUGAUCAAGAGUGUGUUAGAGAUGGUUCUAAAGAAAAGCAUCAAGAAGUCAACUACAUUGGCGACGUCGUAAAUUUCCAACAAAACCAGAAAAAUAGUGAUUUCAACCGAGGAAACUUUCAUACGAGUUUUCAACCUCCAAUUGUAGAUCAAGAUCACGUGCUUAUGAAACCUAAUGAGAGUAUAUGUGGAGCUAUGAUGCAGGAAAUCAUUGAGAAUCAACAACAACUUAUGGAAGAUUAUCAACAAUUCUUAGAAGCACAUAAGGAAAACGCUAAAAACAUUCAAAACCUCGGUUUUAGAGUGGAUAGCAUUAGCUUGGACGAAAGAAGAAGGAUCAAUUCGCAAGGCUCCACAUCAAAGGAAACUGCAUAA